Molecule: messenger RNA, 1022 nt
Organism: Eurypyga helias (sunbittern)
Lineage: Eukaryota; Metazoa; Chordata; Aves; Eurypygiformes; Eurypygidae
Gene: EFHD1
Product: EF-hand domain family, member D1
Exons: 5
Cellular component (GO): mitochondrial inner membrane
Molecular function (GO): calcium ion sensor activity
Source: RefSeq, a predicted model, not a curated record
AUGGGAAAGCUUCAGUAUGACUCUGGACGGGAUGGGUACAUUGACCUGAUGGAGCUGAAGCUGAUGAUGGAAAAGCUGGGAGCCCCACAGACCCACCUGGGGCUGAAGAACAUGAUCAAGGAGGUGGAUGAAGACUUUGAUGGGAAGCUCAGCUUCCGUGAGGUGAGGGUGGUUACACACCAAGCUUCCUGAGGGGUGCUCGAGGAGGACAGCGGCCUGUUGACUCUUGCGAAGCUCUCGGAGAUAGAUGUCUCCAUUGAGGGAGUCAAAGGAGCCAAGAACUUCUUUGAAGCUAAGGUUCAAGCCCUCUCUUCAGCCAGUAAGUUUGAAGCCGAGAUAAAAGCUGAGCAGGAUGAGCGAAAGCGGGAAGAGGAGGAAAGGAAACACCGCCGAGCGGCUUUCAGGGAGUUAAAGUCUGCAUUUACCCAGUAAGCAACCAGCCAGUAUGCACUCUGAGAUUGCACAUGACUUGGUACGUUUCCCAGAUCAGGGUUCUACCUGGAGAGAACUGCCUGGAUCCCGCCUAAAACUCAUUACAGCUUUGCUAGUCUUCCUCUCCUGAAGAUCCUCCUGAGUUUCUAAGGGCACAACUCUUGCAAUUACUAUGCAUUCAUAAUGAUGUGAAUCGUAAGAGCUGUGUACAUGCUGUUUGCUCUGAACUGUCAGGAGCACAUCACCCUGAAGCAGAAACAGCAGGUAGCAAAUCAUGGGUGAGCACUGACAAGUGUCAUGUUUGCCUACUUCAUUCUUUCCUUUUCUAUACAUUCUUUUCCUCUUAACCCCUUAUUAAUUCAUUCCUUACUUACAGGCAAGUAGUGAGGUCUUGUGUAAAUCGGGGUGUACAAAGUACAGCUUGAUUUGCUGUACAUUUGUACUGCGGUUGGGUGUUGUCACACAUCCUUGACUAUCCCUUUUCUUCCUCAAAGCCCCGUGCCACAGGCACUGUGAAAACACUGUGAAGAGACAAAGAUAGUUACUAGGGACAUGGAUCAAAUUAAUUAUCACUUCCUGUAGCAUUUUCU